UGACAGUCUAAAAUUUAUGUACCGGAAGUGCCAGUCGCAUACCAGAAAAGAUGUUGAAAAUACAGUUUUCCUGAAUUACCGAACUAUACCGAAUUUUUACCAAAGAAAAGAGUGUUUUUAUUCUAAUAGGUUUGCCUGUAGAAUCAGCGUGAGAAACACUACUGUAUACAGACAAGAAGUGUGCUGAGAAGAAACAAAGCUUUGUUUGGUAGUCCUCCACUAAGACUGUAUAAUGAUGAAAGGAAGAAGAUGACUGAUUGGUUAGCAGUGAGGUUAUCUGACAUAAUGUGAGAUUUUGAUUGGUUGACAGGACCGUGACCUGCAAGAGUAACCAUGACAACAGAAGAUCUUUUGCAGGCCGGUCAAGUAGUCAAAGACAGAUGGAAAGUGGUGAGGAAGGUAGGGGGCGGAGGGUUUGGUGAGAUAUAUGAAGGACUGGACACAGUUACCAAGGAACCUGUUGCCCUCAAACUUGAGUCCGCCAAACAACCAAAACAAGUCCUCAAAAUGGAGGUGGCUGUCCUCAAGAAACUCCAAGGUCGAGACCAUGUGUGUCGUUUUAUCGGCUGUGGGCGUAAUGAAUAUUACAACUACGUUGUCAUGUCACUGCAAGGCAAAAACUUGGCAGAAUUACGACGCAGUCAGCCAAAGGGAUGCUUUACACUUAGUACUGCCCUGCGAUUAGGUUCUCAAAUUUUGAAGGGCAUUGAGGCAAUACACGAUGUGGGCUUUCUGCAUAGGGAUAUCAAACCUUCCAACUUUUCCAUGGGACGGUUACAAAACCAAACAAAAAAGGUGUUUAUGUUAGACUAUGGUCUAGCACGUCAGUACACGACCCCGACAGGUGAAGUACGACCCCCACGAGCAGCAGCAGGCUUCAGAGGCACUGUUAGAUAUGCUUCUGUCAAUGCUCAUAAAAACAAGGAAAUGGGCCGCCAUGAUGAUCUAUGGUCACUUUUUUACAUGCUAAUAGAGUUCCUUGCUGGCCAGUUGCCUUGGAGGAAAAUCAAAGACAAGGAACAAGUUGGUAUUAUGAAAGAAAAAUAUGACCAUGCCCUUCUACUUAAAAACAUGCCAUCUGAAUUCCGAACUUUCCUCGAACAUCUCAAUUCUUUGGACUACUUUGAGAAACCGGAUUACGCAUUACUACAGAACCUAUUUGAGCAGUGUAUGAGAAGGAAAAAUAUUAAAGAGAGUGAUCCGUUUGAUUGGGAGAAGAUAUACGCUGAUGGUUCGAUAACAACAACAACAACUACCUCACCUCCUCUUGGUGUUAAACAAUCUCCUGGCUUUGGUUUAAACCAGUACCCACCAGGCCAUGGUGCAACUGAAGUAAUUGAUGAAAAUUUGAGUGAAAAUGAUGGAGAAGAAAAUCUGAAAAAACUGAAAGAAGCAGACCAUAUAAUUGAUGACAAAUAUAAAAUUAUGGACAACAAACUUCGCGAAGAAAAAGAGGCAGAAAACAUGAGAGAUGGAAAUGAUGGGGAAGAAAAGCAUUUAGCAGAGCAAAAGGUUAAAGAAAAGGUUGAGGACAAGGAAAAUGACCACAAAAUUCAAGAAAAGGAUAAAGACGAAAAACCUGUGGAGGAUUUAGCAAAACUGGAUACACAGUUGAAGGGAAUUCUUAAAACAAGUGAUAGUAAACAGAACUUAAAAGAAUUGGAAGUGGGAGUGACUAUUAAAAUGUCAGAGAAUGAAGUAGUUAAGCCAGAAAUUAAAAAUGUUCAGCCUGAAAAGACAAGUGCUACCAAGCAAGAUGGUGCUAUAGUAUCAAAGCCAAGUCGAACUUUACCACAAAUUGAAAGAUUUGAAAGUGCUACAAAUAAAAUUGGUGGGGGAUUAACUGUGGGUCAGAAAUUUAGUGCAACAGAUGAAGAACUAGUACCUGAAGCUAUACCUUCAGCUGAAAGUAACGAAACUGCUCAGACAAAAACACACAGUGUUAGACAGUUAGUCAGAAAUUUUGAAAAAGUGGGUAGAGAAAAAGAAUUACUUGAAAUACCCAAAGCUUUUAGUGUGCCAGAAAAUAUGAGUGAAAAGGAUAGGGGUGUAGUACCAAGACGCCAGUCAGAACCUUCGUGCAAUAUUGUGGAAAACUCAUUUCCCGAGCAUUUAAUUAGCAGAGCUCAGUUAACAUUUGCAAUUAUGCAAACUGAUGAUAGAACUCACACUAUGGGUGAUGAUAAUGUUGAUGAAAAUGCAACUCGAGCAGCACCAUUCACACAUGCUAGUCAGUGGCAAGGUGUGUCUGGCUUUGCAUCAAGUACAGAGAACAGUGAAAAUGAGGAGGAAGGGGGUGAGGAGGUCAUUGGAGCAGACGGCAAAGUUCAUAAGUCAACCACAAAGUCAAAAAACAAAAUCAAUUUGAUGAACACUUUAGCUGACGAGGAUGAUUUGAGGUUAGACAGUGUUGCACGAAAUUCUAUGUAUAUUGACACUGAUAAAGACCAUGGAAAGUUAAUGCGGAAUUCUUUGAUAUUUAUAGAUGAUGAUAUAGAAGACAGCCCACAAGAACAAAUGAACAUUUUCAUUAAAGAAAAAAUGGAAGAAAAGAGUUUAGGCUUAGAUUCUAGAGAUUUUUCUUUCAGUGCAGUUGUUAGUGAUAGGUCAAGAGGAGGAAGAAGUGAAAAACAAAGUAAAGAAGGAAGUGCCAUAGGAAUGAGUCAAACUUCAGAUUAUUCUGCAAUACCUCAUGCAUUUACCAUACCCAGUCAACUUUCAGACAAAUUAAGUGAUACUGUUAGUGAUAAAUUAACAAAGGAUUUAGGAAAUCGAAUGAAUGCUCCUUCUAAAUAUCCUACUAGUCCAUCUAAAUCAUCUUUAAAAGACAAAGAAAGUUUGUCAGAUGUUAAGAAAUUAGCGGUUUUGAACAAUUUAAAGUUAUCAGGCUUUGGAAAAUUGUCUAGUUCAACUUUAAGAAAAGAAAAGAGUUCAGAUAGUCUAGAUAAAAUUGCAAAAGAUAAAAAGUCUGACGGUAAUGUAACUGGCUCUCCCGCAAAAUCAAGACAUUUAUUAAAACCAAUAGAUUUUUUACUGAAAGAGAAGACGAAAUCUGAUGGUGAUAUAGCUGGAUUAGCAAGAAGAUCACGGAGUAGAAGUCGUGACAGUAAAGAAAGGGGGCGUAGCAAUUCUAGGUCUGAAGAUAAAGUAAGACGUCGUCAGUCAUUAUCAACUAUAGACGAAAAUAUACGAACCAGAGGUGCAACACCAACUAUAUCACCAUUAGAAGAAAAUUUUCAAAAUAAUUUUAAUAAUGUGCCAAGUAGUAGUAAACAGAGCAAUGCAAUUGUUGAUAACAAAGACAUUGAUGUGAAAGAUAAUAAAUUAAAAGAUGAGAAAAAACUUGCUGACGAUAAGGAAAGGAGAGAGAGGAGAUCAAAAAGACGUUCAAAUUCAGCUCCUCGUGUUGAAAGAAAUGAAAACAUCAAAAAUUCUCAACCGGAAUUACUCACUCCUGUUCCACCGCUUGACCUUAACCAGAAAGUACCAAAACCGCCUGAUCAGGGAACAGCGCCAAAGAAGAAUCUUGUAUAUUCCGCUAGAUUAUGCCUACCGCAGCUGAAUGUAUUCUCCGGUGAAUUUCUGCGGAACGCUAAACUGGAAGUUGUUCAGUGUGAUGAUAUUGACGAUAUAGACAGUCCAACAAAGAAACAAGAAGAUGAUUUCUCAGAAGAUGAAAACUAAUGCUCACUGUUAUGAUCAUAUACUCCUCUAAAAUUCUUGUUCUUUCUUUCUGACAUUUCCUGGGUUAAUUUUGUUACAGUGUGAUAAAUAAGGAAACAGUACUGUAAUGUGAGGGUUUAACAGAAAACUGUCGUAAAUCCUUCUUUAUUUAAUAUAGGGUAUGACAGUUAUCUGUUCAACCCAUGGUUUGAAUAUAGUACAUUUUAGUACAGUAUUUUAAUAAAUGUUUGUAAUGAAUGCAAUUUGCAAAUAGAUAUUUACCUGCUAAAUGAGAUUACUGUUGAACUGUUUGGGUAAAAAUAGACCUGCAGCUCCAGGUAUAGACACACAGAACAAAACUUGUUACCAAGUUGCUCAGCUUCAUCUUACUGUGCUGGCAUUGAAGAUAAAUUUUUGAAAAAAAGACAAUUUUCAGAAUAGAUUCUGAUAACUUUAUAAGGUUCCAUUUUUAGGCAGGACCCUGUAAUUGUUCCAGAAAGGUAGCUGUGAGUAUUUGAUAUUAUACCCAUUUUAUGAUAUAAAAUGAGAAAAAAAUAACACUUUCUGGCUGUUUUAGAUACAACAUUUAGCAUCUAAACAAAGGAAAAUGUUCUUUAUCCUUCAGGGUCCAUUUUUAGCUCACCUGUCACAAAGUGACAAGGAAGGUGAGCUUUUGUGAUCGCGCGGUGUCCGUUGUUCGUCCGUCCAUCCGUCCAUAAACUUUUGCUUGUGACCACUCUAGAGGUCACAUUCUUCAUGGGAUCUUUAUGAAAGUUGGUCAGAAUGUUCAUCUUGAUGAUAUCUAGGUCAGGUUCUAAACUGGGUCAUGUGCCUUCAAAAACUAGGUCAGUAGGUCUAAAAAUAGAAAAACCUUGUGACCUCUCUAGAGGCCAUAUAUUUCACAAGAUCUUCAUGAAAAUUGGUCAGAAUGUUCACCUUGAUGAUAUCUAGGUCAAGUUCGAAACUAGGUCACGUGCCAUUAAAAACUUGGUCAGUAGGUCUAAAAAUAGAAAAAUCUUGUGACCUCUCUUGAGGCCAUAUAUUUCACAAGAUCUUCAUGAAAAUUGGUCAGAACGUUCACCUUGAUGAUAUCUAGGUCAAGUUCGAAACUGGGUCACAUGCCAUCAAAAACUAGGUCAGUAGGUCAAAUAAUAGAAAAACCUUGUGACCUCUCUAUAGGCCACAUUUUUCAUGGGAUCUGUAUGAAAGUUGGUCUGAAUGUUCAUCUUGAUGAUAUCUAGGUCAAGUUCGAAACUGGGUCACAUGCGGUCAAAAACUAGGUCAGUAGGUUGAAAAAUAGAAAAACUGUGUGACCUCUCUAGAGGCCAUAUUUUUCAAUGGAUCUUCAUGAAAAUUGAUCUGAAUGUUCACCUUGAUGAUAUCUAGGUCUGUUUCGAAACUGGGUCACGUGCGGUCAAAAACUAGGCCAGUAGGUAUAAAAAUAGAAAAACCUUGUGACCUCUCUAGAGGCCAUAUUUUUCAUGAGAUCUUCAUGAAAAUUAGUGAGAAUGUUCACCUUGAUGAUAUCUAGGUAAAAUUCAAAACAGGGUCACGUACCUUCGAAAACUAGGUCAAUAGGUCAAAUAAUAGAAAAAAAUUGUGACCUCUCUAGAGACCAUAUUUUUCAAUGGAUCUUCUUGAAAAUUGGUCAGAAUUUUUUAUCUUGAUAAUAUCUAGGUCAAGUCCAAAACUGGGUCACAUGAGCUCAAAAACUAGGUCACUAUGUCAAAUAAUAGAAAAAACGAUGUCAUACUCAAAACUGGGUCAUAUGGGAAGAGGUGAGCAAUUCAGGACCAUCAUGGUCCUCUUGUUUCAUAAUUCAUGUUAGUAGAUAUACUUUGAGUAUGAAUUAAAGUGUAAGUUACAACUCCUUCCUUACAGCAGUAUACCUCCAGAUUCAAGUCAAGAAGUUUCUUGAGUUACAGGUAGUAUUUAUUGCUAGAGAAGCAAUUACAUGUUGCAGUUGUGUCGUAAAAUAAUGAAAUAUUGGACGUGUUGCUUGCAUAAAAAAGAAAAAAAUAUAUAAUUGAUGAUGUGGAAAAUAUCUAAAUUACCCAGUCUAAGUCGUCUGAAUUAUGUUUGAUAAAAAACAUAUUCUGUAGACGGGGGAAACUGCAGGAUUAAUUAUUAAAAAAUACUUACAUUUGAAUAGAUUGUAAAUGUAAAUCAAUUCUAAGAAACCAGACGUAUUGAUUUUACAUGGAGAUAAUUAAGGGAUUCUCUGAAUUUUGGUAUUGCAAGUUGAAAUACACAACUCAUAAAUAUUUUAAGAUAAGUACCUCUUCAAGAGUAUUAUGAUGUGUCACUGCUAAUUUUGAAGACAUUUUUUGUUUUCCUUUCUUACAUUAUGGGUACAAAGCAUUCCAUUAUUAUUUAAUGAAUGGUAGUUAUUUUUUGAUCUGCUCACUGAAAACUGGGGCCAACACUUUGUGGAAUUACAGUUUUGUAGCAUUUCUCAUUCUGUGAAAGGUUCAAGAUGUUUUCAUGUUUUUUUUUUCAUUUUCAGUCUCACUAUUGUUCCAUUUUAUUGCUUUAGUUGAAGUAAAAGUUUUAAGUUAAGGUGUAGUGGACCCAUAAUUUCUAUGUGAUUACAUUUUAUUUGUAUGCUAUUUCAGCAACAGAAAGCUGCUUUUUCGUAAAAACUGGAAAAUGCUGAAAUCACAAGGAGAAUAUAGAAUGGAACGUAAAAUGCUGAUAGUCAUUAUGGGUCCACGAAAUCAUUUCCCUCCCAAGAUUAUAGUAUUAGAAACCAUUUAACACUGUCAACAUCAUAUUUGUAGUUUUUAAAUGUCUAGGAAAAGCAUCAAGCUAAAUGGCCUGUUUGUGGUAUGUAAUAUCAAUAUCUGGUAUGUAAUAUCAAUAUCUAGGAAUACACAUGAAAACCUUUAGAUUCAUGACCUUGAAAUCCCACUUCCAAAACAGUUUGGAAUGAGAUUAUUUAAUAAUGUAGUAUUUUGCUCGAAAGUAUAAUUGAAGUGAAAUAUUGUAACUUUAUCAAUAACAAAGAAAGGCGCCCAAAAGAACGCAAAUACCGAAAACCUUCCAUAAAGGUUGAAAUAGGGUUUCUAGGGUAUCUAUCCAGUAGAUAUAUCUUCCCAUGUUGAUAUUGAAUCUCAGCAUCAUCUGGAUUGUUUUGCAGAAACGUCGUAAAAGAACAAAACAGGAUGUUUAUCUUGGUGUAGAUGCUGUUUUUUUUGUUGAGGUUACAGCUUGUUCCAUCAGUGAUGAGAGUUUAUGUAGAUACCCAUCAACAAAUUAAUGUAUCACUCCAAGAUUGUUCGUCUAAAAGUCUUUGCAUUUAAGCUUUUAUGCAGUUAUAAUGUGCCUAUUUUGCAUACCUCACAUUUUGCUGUGUGUAUAAAGUGUAUAUUACGAGUGAAUUGUCAUAGGACAGUCAUAUUGCUUUCACACAAGACAGCAACACGUGUUCAAAGCAUUUUUUGUUUGAUUAAAUCUUGCCAUAAAUCUAUGUGGGAAACUGUGUAAGUGCUAAGUGUAUAAGAUGAUACGCCAUCAUGUUUACUGGUUAUAUGUUAACACUCUUGCCAGUGUGUGGAUUUUAGUCAAUUACCAAGCAAACACAUUGGUGAUUAUUCAAGAUUUCUUUCUAUCUACAUGUAAAAAUUACUAUAAAUGAACAUGUUAUUCUUGGACCUUAAUAACCUCUCGUUUGAGGCUAAUAUUUAUCAAAUAAUCAAGGCCUUCAAGUGGUUUGUUGCCUGUUUUACCAUGGUUCUGAGUUAAGGUGUGCAGGAAUUGAACCAGGAGGGCAUUAGCCUGAGUGGAUAAAUAUUUAAGCAUCAGACAAUGAACCAUGGUAUAUUAGAUGAUAAAACACAAGAAGACCUUGAUUAUUUUCAUUCUUACAUGCUCAUUGAAAUAUUUUGAUAAACAUUAAACUGAACAUCAUUUAUCUGAGUAGUUAUUAUUUGAUGUCAUAUUUGAUGUCAUUAUGCUCUCCUACCAGUCUGCACAUGAACCGUUGUUUACCACAGAAUAUACAGAGCUUGAACUUGUUUGUUUAACUGGCUGUCAGAUUGAGCCAUGUUAGAAAUUAAUUCUUAUUCAGAAUGAUAAUUAAUAUGUAUACAGAAGCGUUAGUUAAAAUUCAUGGCAGCGAAAUGAAUCAUGCCUAGCUGUAUAUACAUGCAUUUUCCAUGCUUUCAGCUGACAAAAUUGUUAGACAUGUAUUGUUGAACCAGUAUUGUUAAGUUUCAAAUAAGUCUAGAGCCUAGUUCCAUCUUUUCAGUCUGAAUUUACACUAAAGAAUGCCAAAUAUUCAAUUUGCGGCGUCGAAUAACUUCAUAUGACAGUAUUUUGCUACUUGUUCUGUACUUAUAGACGGUAUAUUCGUGCAGAGUUUCAUCAAAUCACAUGCUAAUAUUACAGAGACAGAGCAAAAAGAAAGUGAAGCAUUUCAAAAUCUACAUCUGAAUUUCAUUCUAAAAACGUUGAUGAACACAUGUCCAGGAUUUUGCUCCUUCAGUUUAAUGAAUAGCAGAGGAUCUAUUUAUAAGGAUUCUUGUUCAUGUAUUAAAUUUUUUUCUGUCUAGAUAUUGCUGUAACAUUUACAAGUUUAACAUUACAUUUGGAAGUGUAGGAUUACAUAAGGAAAU
Molecule: messenger RNA, 8279 nt
Organism: Mercenaria mercenaria
Lineage: Eukaryota; Metazoa; Mollusca; Bivalvia; Venerida; Veneridae
Exons: 9
Coding region: 334-3684 (1116 amino acids)
Biological process (GO): signal transduction; peptidyl-serine phosphorylation
Cellular component (GO): nucleus; cytoplasm
Molecular function (GO): ATP binding; protein serine/threonine kinase activity
Source: RefSeq, a predicted model, not a curated record